AUGACUGUGUCUUACAUCUGUGACAAAUACUCCGCCAGCGGUUCCUUCCACACAAUCAAAUCCGAUUUGAAAACUCUCCGGGGUCACUUGGAUACACUCACGGUGGAAGUUAAAAAUGUCAUUGAGCUGAGGGAUGAGCUUAAGAAUAGACUAAGAGAAAUUAGCAGUGUUAUGCCAAAAAUGUCGGAAGCUAUUUCGAAACUGCGUAACGAAGUGUCGGAAGACCUGGGUGCUGAGACGAGCGAGAAGUUCAAGGAUGUGGUCAGGAGGGAAAUACAGACUUACGAUGCUGAUAAAACUGGUCGCACCGAUUAUGCCCUCGAGGCAGCUGGAGGAUCAAUCGUCUCGACGAGAGACACUGAGGCAUACUCAACCGGCGCCUCGGUCCUCUCCCUAUUCGGGAUGCCCCUGUGUCAGAGCCGAAAUACCCCAAGAACCGUGAUACAGACAGGAGUUCUCCCCGGUGAAUGUUGGGCAUUCAAGGGGAACAGUGGAUCUGUGGUUAUCGAACUUCUGGGAAGUGUUUACGUUUCCGGUGUCACACUUGAACACAUCUCACCCUCAAUUUCUCCCACUGGCGAGACUUCCACUGCACCUCGAGACUUCUCUCUAUGGGGAUUGAAACGCAAAGAAGACACAGAAGGUUUUCUAUUCGGUGAAUUCACCUACGACAAUUGCAACCCACCAGUGCAAUACUUCAAAGUCAAAAACACAGCGAAGGAUCCUUACGAACUCGUCGAAGUAAAAAUUCACUCCAACAGUGGUAGCCCCGAGUACACCUGCAUCUACCGCAUCCGAGUGCACGGUACUCUAAGUAGAUUGAAAAAAUAA
Diachasma alloeum is the source of this 831-nucleotide messenger RNA. Its product is annotated as SUN domain-containing protein 2-like. Lineage: Eukaryota; Metazoa; Arthropoda; Insecta; Hymenoptera; Braconidae. Gene Ontology annotation, biological process: nuclear envelope organization. The record is from RefSeq and is a predicted model, not a curated record. Gene Ontology annotation, cellular component: meiotic nuclear membrane microtubule tethering complex; nuclear envelope. Gene Ontology annotation, molecular function: protein-membrane adaptor activity. The coding region runs from base 1 to 831 and encodes 276 amino acids. The transcript is spliced from 6 exons.